Dicentrarchus labrax (European seabass) is the source of this 4304-nucleotide messenger RNA. It is a transcript of the gene csnk1da, whose product is annotated as casein kinase 1, delta a. NCBI's taxonomy places the organism in Eukaryota, Metazoa, Chordata, Actinopteri, Moronidae. Bases 424 to 1641 code for a protein of 405 amino acids. Gene Ontology annotation, cellular component: cytoplasm; nucleus. Gene Ontology annotation, molecular function: protein serine/threonine kinase activity; ATP binding. Gene Ontology annotation, biological process: peptidyl-serine phosphorylation; endocytosis; signal transduction. The transcript has 9 exons. The record is from RefSeq and is a predicted model, not a curated record.
AGACACCUCCAGCGGAUCAGUGAACAGGAUCCCAACAGAGCGGAGACAGCAACAGGGACAGGAUCCGAGCUCAGUCCACAACCUAACCUUCCUCAAAAUCCGUCUUCAUCCGUGGACAAUUUAAGCGGAUCUUCAUCAAAAACAGCGAGAGCAUAAAGUACACACUUUAACCUUUCUAACAAGCUCCGUAUUAGCGCAAUAUGAGGUUAGUGGUAUUUUAAAACGAGUGGCGAAAGAUUUGCGAGAGCUGACUUCAUCCGGAGACGACACAGAGAAGACACAAUCCACCGCCCGAAGAGGCUUUAAUGUGUCGGAUAUUUGGCCUGUUCUGAUUGUAACCACACUCGGGCUUUAAACCUGAACAUUUUCUGGAUAUUUCGGAGCUAGCGAGCGUGCUUGCUGGCCGACCACAGAUUGCCUAUCAUGGAGUUGAGAGUGGGGAACCGAUAUAGACUGGGCAGGAAGAUUGGAAGUGGCUCGUUUGGAGACAUCUAUCUGGGUACUGAUAUCUCGGUUGGAGAGGAGGUAGCCAUCAAGUUGGAAUGUGUGAAGACCAAACACCCACAGCUCCACAUAGAGAGCAAAAUCUACAAGAUGAUGCAGGGUGGAGUGGGCAUUCCGACGAUAAAGUGGUGCGGGGCUGAGGGCGACUACAAUGUGAUGGUGAUGGAACUGCUGGGGCCCAGUCUGGAGGAUCUGUUCAACUUCUGCUCUCGGAAAUUCAGCCUCAAGACGGUCCUGCUGCUGGCCGACCAGAUGAUCAGCCGCAUCGAAUACAUCCACUCCAAGAACUUCAUCCACAGGGACGUGAAGCCAGACAACUUCCUGAUGGGGUUGGGCAAGAAGGGCAACCUGGUCUACAUCAUUGACUUCGGCCUGGCCAAGAAAUACCGCGACGCCCGCACACACCAGCACAUCCCCUACCGCGAGAACAAGAACCUGACCGGAACCGCCCGCUACGCCUCCAUAAACACACAUCUGGGCAUCGAGCAGUCCAGACGGGACGACUUGGAGUCGCUGGGUUACGUCCUCAUGUACUUCAACCUGGGUUCUCUGCCCUGGCAGGGUCUGAAAGCCGCCACCAAGAGGCAGAAGUACGAACGCAUCAGUGAGAAGAAAAUGUCCACUCCCAUUGAGGUCCUCUGCAAAGGCUACCCAUCGGAGUUCGCCACCUACCUGAACUUCUGCCGCUCUCUGCGGUUUGACGACAAACCCGACUAUUCGUACCUCCGCCAGCUCUUCAGGAACCUCUUCCACAGACAGGGCUUCUCCUACGACUACGUCUUUGACUGGAACAUGCUCAAAUUUGGUGCCAACAGGGCCGUGGAGGACGCAGAGAGGGAGCGGCGGGAGCGGGAGGAGAGGCUGAGGCACAGCAGGAACCCCGGAGCCAGGGGCAUGGCCUCGGCCUCAGGAAGAGCCAGGGCGGCUCAGGACGUCGCAGCCCCCUCACCACUUAAUCCCGCCUCACACACAGGUUUGGAGAAGGAGAGGAAGGUGAGCAUGCGUCUUCAUCGCGGAGCACCCGUCAACAUCUCCUCCUCAGACCUGACGGGACGCCAGGACACAUCCCGCAUGUCCACCUCACAGGCUCUGUCCCGGGUCACACCCAGCGGCCUCCAGUCCGCAGCGCCACGGUGAAACCCUCCCAUCCAUCUGUGCACCAUGGAGGCCUCAACAUGCACCACCUGCUGCACACACACACACACACACACACACACUCUCAAACACACACUCUCAAACACACACAUAUACACAUACAGGACUUAAUUGACACAGAGGACUACCAACCAUUGCACAAGAGUCUGGCUGCGCUCUUGUUCACUUGACAGAGGAAGAGGUGCACAACCCGAAGUGUGUGUGUCUGUGUGUGUGUUUGUUUGUUUGUUUGUUUGUUUGUUUGUUUGUUUGUGUGCGAGAGAGCGAGAUAGGCAGGUGGAGUGCAGUUUGGUUGUCUUAACCACCUUGGCAAAGUAGCAGCCUCCCUUCUUCCUUCUCACGUGGAAGAUGUGGAAACACUCCCCUCCUCCUCCUUACUGUUGAUGAAGCCAUGGAUUUACUUCUCUCUGGCAUCUGUUUAUUUUUUUUAUUUUUUUUUAACUUGAUUUUACUUAUUUUUGUUCAUUAGCAUUAAAACUUCUUUUACACCAGCUCCACUGAGUCAGACUUCACAAGGGUUUGAAAAUGGAGAAUGACGAGUCUGUUAGCUGUUGAAAAUAGUGUGGGACUUUUUAAUUAUGAACGCAGGAAGACACGUGAUCCAUCAUGGCAAUGUUAAAGGACAGUGCCUAAACUCUAUUUGUUUCCUGAAAGAGUCUCUAAAUCCCUUUUUUUUUUUGUAGGUGUUUUAGGUUUAAAUGUAAUAUAGAUAGGGGGAUAACCCCCUUGUUUUAAAAACGGGAUGAAAGGACUUUUAAUGUUCUAUUUUCAAAGGGGAUCCCAUAGAAUGAGUUUGGGGUUUGUCUUCUGUCCUCCUCAGGUGCAUUGGAACCAGGACGUUGUAGUAAAUCCAAAAACCCGCAGCACAUUUUCUUUCUGUCUUCAGGUUGUGACUGCAGUGUGCUGCUUGGGAAAGCUGUGAAUGGAGCAGUGAAAUAGUCAGGAUCUGUCCACACUGAAUGGAUGAGAUGUUGUUUUUAACCCGGUGCAUAGUGAUGUGGUUUUGUGUGUGUUUGUGUGGUUCUGUCGUAGGCUUAUACGAGCUCAAAUGGGUGGGGGGAGGAGGGAGGGGGGAGGUUGAACACAUUGAGGGGUUAUUUUGUUUCAAAUUUUCAACUCCUUUGCCUCCUAAACCUCACUCUAGACCAUCCAGCCGCCAGCUCCCACUUUGGGUCAAAAUGCUGUUCGCUUUUUAUGUUUUUUCCAAGCAUGCUUUUGGCCAUUUUCUACCCCAAGACCUUGUUAAACGCUGUGUCUGGUUGUGCUUCUCCAAUACUAUCCCAGCAGACGACACGGAAAUCAACCUCCACAGGCGCUUAAAUAAUGUCUUUUUCAAUGUAAUGACAAUGUAAAGGCAGUUUAGUUUUCAUUUACAUUGCAUUACUUUACAGGCAGCCCGGUUAACCCGUGGCUAAGACUGCAUCAAAACUCUACAUAAUUAUUUUUUUGUCCUUCUGGGGGAUUUUAUUGGAGUAAGCAAGAAACAGCUCUACAACGAGUUUGGUCAGAAUUGGGCAACGUCUCAAUCCAGAUCGUUUACUGUUGAGAACGCGCCGUUAGACAAUAUUUUCCCACGUGAUUGCACAGUGCACAACUGAACUGCAUGAACAGUGAUCACUUUAAAUGAGAUGUUUUGGUUGGCUGAUCAAAUUCAAGGCACACUCCACCAUUUCGGAUCAGUUUAUCAGGCAUGGGGAGUACUAGACUUCUGUUUGUUGCACCCCCAUCCAAAAACACUGGAUCACUAGCCCCUGUUACAUCUCUUUUGACCAUUCUUCUUCAGUCAUCAGUCAUAAUGUGGCCGCUACUGUUGGAUUGAUCAGCUGCGACCAACUUAGUACAUCCCGAUCAGAGGGGUCGGGUAGAAAGAUGGAGCGGUGUGCUUUAACAUCCGGGUGGAUGGAAGCAUGGAGGUUUUUGGAGAGCUGUGAGUGUUGUCUUAAGAGUCGCGACGGCGCUCGAACCGCGAGCCUCACGCAGCUCUUUCCGGUGUCCUUCCAUCAAGAGGUGGCGUGAUCCGAGCGGACGGGCCGAGCCGAUGAAUCCUGCAGAUUUUGAAGUAGAAAAUUCUCUAUGUGGUAGACUGGUUGCAAAGUAUUGUAGGCCAUUUCCUGUAGUUAAACGGGGGAAGGGGUUGUAGUGGUAAUUUGUACAUGUCUGUUCUGUUGUUGUGUAUAGGAUGUGCCUACUCUGUCUGCCGCUGUACGAUUUCGGGCAAUGACGACAGUGUACGGAGGGACUGGGAAUGCCUCACUCCAUUAGAGUUCCUGCUAAGGCAGUUUUUUUUAAUAUACUUCACCUGUGGGCUUGAAAAUUAAACAAAAAAAGUGAUGGAUUAACUUGUUUGUCUCACUGAUGAUGGCUAUGAUAAAUGCAAGUACACUUUACACGGGAGAAUAGUUUCUUUCAGUCUGUCAUGUCUUCUUCUUCUCUCCGUUACUACUUUAUUUCAUCACCUCCUGUUCAAUAUUUGCUUUUAACUGUGUGGUGGAGAUGGUUGCUCGUGUCCCACAAUGCAUCUCUUACUGUGGAUUCAUGGGAAAUCUUUCUUUCCACUCCCACCUUAAGACUUUUUGCUCCUCAUUUGUAAUGCCACUGUAUUUGUGUAUUUUAAAAUUGUGUAAAUAAAUUAAUAAGUACUUGUA